AUGGAAUGUUUAGCUCACAGAGCCCCAGCGCCUGUCGCGCUCGCGAACCCCAAGGUCGAGCACAGGCUUCCUGCUUCUUCCGCGUCGCUUAAGUUCGCCGCUAGCCCCGCUCUUGGUAGCAAGCUCGUGGCGAAAACUCGUCAAGCUGCACGUGCGAGCCAGCCGCAGCUUCGGCGAACCACCCCUCGCUGCGAAGCCGCACCAGAAGGCGCUGCUCUCACAGCUCCUGAAAAGAAAUCCUCAAGCGACGAUACCAUUCAGCAGUUUCUGCAGCGUGAUUACAAGUACGGGUUCGUGUCGAACAUCGAGAAUGUCCAGAUUCCCAAGGGAUUGACGGAGGAGACAGUGAGGCUGAUUUCGGCGAAGAAGAGGGAGCCGGAGUGGAUGCUGGAGUUCCGUUUGAGUGCGUUCCGACAAUGGCAGAAGAUGACCGAACCUGAGUGGUCGGACAAUCGCUACCCUAAGAUUGACUUCCAGGACGUGAUUUACUACUCGGAGCCGAAGCAGAAGGAGACCAAGGCGUCGCUGGACGAGGUCGACCCGGAGCUGCUGGCGACCUUCGACAAGCUCGGCAUCUCCAUCUCGGAGCAGAAGCGCCUCGCGAACGUCGCCGUCGACGUCGUCUUCGACUCCGUCUCCAUCGCGACGACCUUUCGCGAAGAGCUCGCGAAAGCCGGCGUCAUCUUCUGCUCCAUCUCCGAGGCCGUCCGGGAGUACCCGGACCUCGUCCGGAAGUAUCUGGGGAAGGUCGUACCCGUCGCGGAUAACUACUACGCCGCUCUCAACUCCGCCGUUUUCAGCGACGGGAGUUUCUGCUACAUUCCUAAAGACACGAUCAGUCCCAUGGAGCUCAGCACGUACUUCCGUAUCAACGCCAUGGAAACCGGUCAAUUUGAGCGUACCCUAAUCGUGGCGGAUGACCGGAGCUAUGUGAGCUACCUGGAGGGGUGCACGGCGCCUUCGUACGAUAAGAAUCAGCUGCACGCGGCGGUGGUGGAGCUGUGGACGGGCGAGGGCGCGGAGAUUAAGUACUCGACGGUGCAGAACUGGUACGCGGGCGACAAGGACGGCGUGGGCGGGAUCUACAACUUCGUCACCAAGCGCGGGCUGUGCGAGGGCAAGAACUCCAAGAUCUCCUGGACGCAGGUGGAGACGGGGUCCGCCAUCACGUGGAAGUACCCCUCUGUGGUGCUCAAGGGCGACAACAGCUCCGGCGAGUUCUACUCCGUGGCGCUCACCAACAACAAGCAGCAGGCCGACACCGGCACCAAGAUGAUCCACGUGGGGAAGAACACGCGCAGCCGCAUUGUAUCCAAGGGCAUCUCAGCAGGGCAGUCGCUCAACUGCUACCGGGGGCUGGUGCAGGUGCAGCCCACAGCACAUGGAGCGCGCAACUACUCUCAGUGCGACUCCAUGCUUAUUGGGGAUAACGCCGGCGCUAACACAUACCCUUACAUCCAGGUGAAGGAUCCGACGGCUCGAGUGGAGCAUGAAGCAUCCACGUCUAAGAUUGGGGAGGAUCAGCUCUUCUACUUCCAACAAAGAGGAAUCGACGCCGAGAAGGCAGUGGGCAUGCUCAUCAGCGGCUUCUGCCGUGAGGUGUUCAACGAGCUGCCUCUGGAGUUUGCCUCUGAGGUCAACCAGCUCAUGAGCCUCAAGCUCGAGGGCUCUGUUGGUUAA
Molecule: messenger RNA, 1680 nt
Organism: Closterium sp. NIES-65
Lineage: Eukaryota; Viridiplantae; Streptophyta; Zygnematophyceae; Desmidiales; Closteriaceae
Source: the annotation of a GenBank genome assembly